Diprion similis is the source of this 1795-nucleotide messenger RNA. RefSeq lists its product as uncharacterized. The coding region runs from base 288 to 1625 and encodes 445 amino acids. Lineage: Eukaryota; Metazoa; Arthropoda; Insecta; Hymenoptera; Diprionidae. The record is from RefSeq and is a predicted model, not a curated record. The transcript is spliced from 10 exons.
UGUAGAUCCGUUCGGCGAAGCAGUCGUGUAUGGAACUCCGGAGUGUUCGGACGUUGCCUGCCUUGUUGUUUCUGCCCUACAUAGUCCACAACCAAUAGUCGUCUAUUUGUGCCGUGGUAUAAUAAAUUCAUAACUUCAAUCAGAGCAAAGAUACUUCUGCUUUGACAUUACGAGGUAUAUCACGAGACUACCCUUCGUUGCAGCGGAUUUCGAACACGUGAUAUACUCUUAUGAAACAUGCGCUCCCAUGAAAGUGAGGACGAAACCCUUUAAUAUAGAAAGGAAAAAUGUUACAAACAAAAAGUAUGGCGUCAUCGUUAUUGGUCAUCGGUACUCUUCUACUCGGAAUCACAUACUGGAAUACGGUGAACGGAGAAACUUGUUCGCGGGAGGAUCAUCAGAGAUGCGUAUCGUUGGCAGAUCCGCUGCUAAAAGAUCCGCAUCUAAUAUUUCCAGACAAUAUGCAGGACAUUGACUUGGUUUGCAGAACGUGGGCGAGUUUUGUAGACUGCAUACGUCGAUAUAUUGAAAAUUGUUUCACGGAACAGAGGAAAGAAGAAUUCAACUCGGCGGUUCAGCUGCCAAUCGCUUCCGUUCAUCAAAUGUGUUCGGUGUCUACUUACCAAGCUGAAUACUUACAACACGCGACAUGCAUAAAAGCAACGGUUACUGAAGCCGAACAUUGCGGCGUGCAGUACGCUGCCUUGGUGGAUGAAGUAUCCAGAGGUGAAGUUGCCCGGAUCAGUCUGUGUUGCUCACAUCAUCGUUUCCGGUCCUGUGUCAUAUCGGAAGCACGUCGUCGUUGCGAUGCUGGCCAAGCCGAAGGUGGAGCAGCUAGGUUUUCAGCAGAAGUUCUUGACAAGGCUCUGAAAUUUUUGCAAGAUCAAUGUGUGAAUUAUAUACCAAACAGCGGCGAUUGUCCGGUUCUGACGACUGAGAAUGUGAUGUCCGUGAGUCCUUUGGGGGAAAGUCGUCCCAGUCACGGGAUGCCUGGUACAUUGGGAACCAGAAGUCGACCGUAUCACAGGACUCAAACACCUGAAAUGAUUUCAGGACAAGCCACAACCACAGUGUAUGAUACGAGUUCGAACGCAGCUUACCCCAACGGGUUUCGAAGUACCGGUCGAUCGCUGAAUCCUCCGACUGUGUCGAACACCGAAAGAAGCGAUUCUUGGUCACCGUCCACGUGGAUGUCGGCAAUAAAUGUGAACAAAAACAGUGUCAGUUUGAGCAACAACGUCAUUCCGAGUAAAGUGGGCACCGAUAUGGAGGGCGAAGACGUCGCAGAGGUGGAAAGCAGCACGUUUCCCAAUUAUGUUAAAACUCAGCCGCAGGAUGAACAAGCCGUUGUCGUAACGCAACGACCAUCCACGUAUGGAAGGGGGAUGUUGUGGACGUCACCGGCGACAGAGGCGCAACCGGAAAUACCGGCCUGGGCCACCAGCACUUGGCUUGUUUCCAAUCAGAUACCCGUGACUGAUGACACCUGGUAUCCAGCAGCAGGUAGUUACGGCGGAAAUCAUAUAGACGAGCCCAAUCAGCAAGGCUUGACAAACGCGCAAAACGGAUUGGCAAACAAGUACGCUACGAUGAUCUGUAUGAUUGGUAUCGCUUAUGUACUGUAAGCGAUCUGUUACCUAUAAGAAGAUCGUUAAAAUUAAUUAGAUAUACAUAACAUAUCUAAUAAUUAACCGUAUUGUAUCGAUGAUAUAAGCUAAUCCUGGACGCAAGUCAAAUCCAGCUCGAGGAGUCAUUUUCAUGAUUUUUAUCGAAGGCUGAAAACAAAUGGAUCUGA